Trichosurus vulpecula (common brushtail) is the source of this 6870-nucleotide messenger RNA. It is a transcript of the gene FAM13A, whose product is annotated as family with sequence similarity 13 member A. The transcript has 18 exons. The record is from RefSeq and is a predicted model, not a curated record. The coding region runs from base 246 to 2291 and encodes 681 amino acids. NCBI's taxonomy places the organism in Eukaryota, Metazoa, Chordata, Mammalia, Diprotodontia, Phalangeridae.
AGAGGACUGCAGAGUGAUUCUAAGAGAAAUAGCCCUGCUGGAAGAACCGUGUGGACCUCGAGAAGUGGUAGACUCGAUUUUUCAGGAACUCGCCGACUCCCUUGGCUACGAGUUCGCGGCUGCCAGUCCCAACACAGCCCUUGGGGUGCAGACCCAUUUUAGAAGAAAGUGCCUGAAAUCAGAAACUACCAGAUCUGUUACAGAAGAAGCAGUUCCAUGAUCCCCUUGUAAACUUUGAUACUGCAAUGGCUUGUGAAAUCAUGCCUCUGCAAAGUUCUCAAGAAGAAGAAAGACCCAUGUCACCUUUUUAUUUAAGCGCUCCUGUGUCCCAAACCAAGAAUGUUCCAACAACUGGAGAGUUGUUAGAAAGAACAAUUCGGUCAACUGUGGAACAGCAUCUUUUUGAUGUUCAGGACUCUGGGGGUCAAAGUUCAGAAGAUUCAGAAUGUGGAGGACCAUCAGCUUCUUCCACAGCAGCUGCCGGGCAUAAACGGUGGCAUAACAAGGGUCAGAAUGAAAUCAGACAUAGCAGAGAAAGCAGCCUCGAGGAUUGUAUUUUGACUGCACAGGAAGCAGAAAAAUACCAGGAAAACAACUGUGUAUAUAUUGAAGAAAAUAGCAAACCUAAACGACAGAAAUCCAGUACCAGACUUUCUGAGAUUAAUGACAACCAAGAUAAUCAUGUGACUAUGGAAAGCAUCAAUUCUGCAAGACCACAGGAGAGACUUGGAUGUGAUGAUAUCCUGGAACUGAUGUCUGAUGAAAGCAAAGAAAAUAGCAGUAAUGGGAAGUACCCACAGAAUUCUCAGAUCUUCACCAUGAAAAUUCAGGAACAUCCAAGCCUACCCGAAACGAAACUCCAGAGAAACCAGGACACGGAUGUCCAGGAAGAUAGCUUUGCCACUGAAAUGCCUCAGUUGGACUUGACCACUUUGUGUAAUGAGAACAGCUGGGAAGAGCCUAUUCCUACCCUCUCCUCAUGGCAGUGUGACAGCAUUGAUUCAGAUGAAGCGCGCCUUUCCCCACAGGCAGGGCGCCUGAUUCACCAGCUUCUAGAUGAAGACAGUGACCCCAUGCUGUCCCCUCGCUUCUAUGCUCAUGGGCAGAGCCAGCAGUACCUGGAUGACACGGAAGUGCCUCCUUCCCCCCCCAAUUCACAUUCUUUCAUGAGGAGAAGGAGCUCCUCUUUGGGAUCUUAUGAUGAUGACCAAGAAGACCUAACACCUGCACAGCUAACUCGGCGGAUUCAAAGCCUUAAGAAAAAGAUCAGAAGGUUUGAAGAUAGAUUUGAAGAAGAAAGGAAAUACAGGCCUUCCCAUAGUGACAAAGCAGCCAAUCCAGAGGUCUUGAAAUGGACAAAUGACCUUGCAAAAUUCCGGAAACAGCUGAAAGAGUCAAAACUAAAGAUAUCUGAAGAAGAACUAGUUCCCCAGAUGCGCCAACGAAGCAACACACUUCCCAAGAGUUUUGGCUCUCAGUUGGAGAAGGAUGAUAAGAAGCGAGAGAUGGCAGAUAAAGCAAUGAAACCUACUGUUGAAGCCACCCUGGAAUCUAUUCAAAAGAAGCUACAAGAGAAGCGGAUGGAAACCAACCAUCCUGAGGACAUUAAGGACAUGACCAGAGACCAGAUUGCCAUUGAAAAAGUGGCUCUGCAGAAAUCUUUGUUGUAUUAUGAGAGCAUCCAUGGAAGACCGGUAACAAAGCACGAACGUCAGGUUAUGAAGCCAUUAUAUGACAGAUAUCGGCUGGUCAAACAGAUCCUGUCACGGGCCAACACCAUUCCCAGCAUUGGUUCCCCCUCCAACAAGAGAAGAAGUCCUUUGCUACAACCAAUUAUCGAAGGUGAAACAGCUUCCUUCUUCAAGGACAUAAAGGAGGAAGAGGAUGGUUCAGAAGAUGACAGCAACACAAAGCCAGACUUCACGAUCCCCAUAGAAACUGACUUCUGCUUUCUGGACCAACUUGAAGAUAAUGCCGAACAUUUUGUCUCCCCUUUGGAUGAUAAGUUACCUCCAAAAGGCAGUCAGGAUAUGAGACUCUCCAACCUUCAUGCUGCAUCUAUACAUGAGCUCUUAGAACAACUUCAAGAAGUAAAAGAAGAGAAGAAAAGAAUUCGAAAAAAACUUCGUGACUUUGAGGAUAAUUUUUUCAGACAAAACUCAAGAAAUGUCCAAAAGGAAGACCGCACUCCAAUGGCUGAAGAGUACAUUGAAUACAAACAUGUGAAGGCAAAAAUAAGGCUUUUGGAAGUGCUCAUCAGCAAGAGAGACAUUGAUUUAAAGAUCAUGUAAAAAAGAAAAAAAAAACAUCCCUUCAGAAAAGACCCAGUUGGAUUGAGUUAUUGAAGGAUCCUUCACAAGGCAGUCAGCAGCUCUCUAGGAAACUAAGAAAUCCAGCGGUGGGGAGUACAAAGGACAGCUCCGGUCAUACAGGCUAUUUGGUCCGUGCUCCAGUCAUUCACUUACGUACUGUCUACUGAGAAAGAAACUUUUGUUUAGGAAUGUUGUUGUAUCCGAGUCGAGUCAACAUUUAUGCACAUAUACAUACAUUUCACUGUGGUGCAGACUUUACUAAUAUUAGCUAUUCCAUCAUUAAGUUUAGAUACACUAACCCUACACAUGACCCACAGUUAUUCAACGUUCCGAGAAACACAAAGAACUGUUCCAUUUCAGUGCGAUAAAAAUAAGCUCAGGACUUUGUUCACUUACAGUCUGCAUGCUGUGGAGUCUUAUGUUCUCUUUGGACCCAGUUCAGUUAAGUGUUUCUGGUGAAUUAGCCCGGUAUUCUGCCUUGGCUUUCAUUGUGACAUUUUAAAUAGCACUAUGCCAUCCACCAUCUUUGUUUGUGGCCUGGCUUUUACUUCAGCUCAGGUAGAUGGCAGCUCAGACCAGAAUGACAAAUACUCUCUUGAUUCAUAUUUUUCUUUCACAUUUCUUCAACUGAGCAAUAGAUGUCAUACCUUGGCUAUGACUGGGCAGCAUCCAGCAACCCAGAUAGGAUGACGGGAAGACAGCAGAGGCAGUGACAUUAGUUGUACUGGCUUCAAGUAACUGGAGUGUUACCUGAAAAGUGAUUUCUCUUUCUGUGAUAGGUUAAAAAACAUUAAAAGUCCUCAUUUAACACUGACUCAGGCCACCCACAUGCCUAUAGCAACUACAGUUUAUGUCUGCUAUUUUCUUUUGAUUAAAAAAUAAGAUAGACAAACAUGCUGGAUUCUUAUUUUCAGUGACUGGGUAUGGGACAAGAGGUAGGUCUCUGUUCUUGUUUUCCUGAGUUAAAGGCAAAAGUGGGCUUAUAACAGGAAACUAGGAACUGAAGAAUAAGUUAUUUCUUCAAAGGUGAUCUCCAAGGCAGGAUAUUAUUCACAUCAUUUUCAGUAAAAAUAUGUAAGCAGAAAACAAUUUAUUGCUGAUUCAUUUACAUUCAUUUUCAUUGCUGGUUAUUUAUUGGAAAAUGUUCAGUAAAGCCAUCUACACUGGCUGGCUUGUUAGGACCAGGCAAUUAGACUUCAAAUCAGCCAUUUCAAAAGUUGACAUUUUAAGUGUGACAGUUCACCCUGUGAUUUAUCAGCUUUUCUUCUUAUCCUGCAUAUCAACAAAGAUCACUUUAUGGUUCAUACUCUUUCCAAAUCUAGCAAGUGUGCUUUGGAAGAACUAGAGUAGAUUUCUGAAUGCAUGGACUGAUUUCUUAAGGUUUUUUCUUCUGAAGAGGGCACCUGAUGGAUAAACACGCCUGUCUCUUUUGGAGGGCCAACCUUUGAAUUGACACAACAGUUCUUAAAGCUAAUUGAUCCAAAGUGUCAGAGGUGGAUUUCUGAUGUUAACUUUGCCAAACCACUUUCAGUCAAUGGCAUUAUAACCUCAAAGUGGCUUUUCUCCAUUUCUGUCAAUUAGUUGAAGAAUUGCUAAAAGAUGGAGAGGUGUGUCAGGGGAGAAAAUGAUCCCUUUUUUAAAAAAUGAAUGUAAGCAUGAGCUCUGUGCUAAUAAUUUCCCCAUUUUAACUCACUAUACAAUGACAGUGCAUAGCCAAAAGGUUAAUUGUGAAUUUCUAAGUUAAAAAAUGAGACUAGACAUAAUGAUUCUGGAUGCUUUGAUUCACUGUUUAUAUGACAGAUUGUUAUAACUCCAAAGAGUUACAGCUUAAGAGAUAGAAUGUAUUUUAAUGAUAGUUUCUAUUUUUGAAAUUGAAUGUGAUUAAUAAUGAAUUCUACAUAAUCAGAAAUUGUAUUUUUAAAGAAAAAAAUUGCCUCUAAAACACCUUAAAUAUGAGGGAAUAUUGAUUAGCGUAUAUUACUAUUUAACUUAUUAUACCUGAGAAUAUCUUUGAAGAAAACCUAUAGAAAAAAAAACCUUAUAUAACUAAAUUAUAAAACUCAAAACACUAAAUGGUGAGAAAACUAAUGUUACUGGCAUAUCUAAAUUAAAAACAUUAUAAAUUAACAAAUUUUCAUUUUGUUAUUAAGUAGGCCAAAAAACUUAGCAAAAUAAAUCCUUGUUUUCAGUUCUAAUUUCCACUUUAAUUUGUACUCAUUCAAAUCCUUAAGCUUAUAGAGCCCAACUUUUAAAAAUCGUUUUUAAAAUAGCUCAAAACUUAUUUGUAGACAUAUUACAUGCUGUACUGGUGUGUAAAUAAAAUAGUUAUGAGGCAAACUUGUUUCUAUUGCAACACAGUUUGCAAAGAGUUGUAUCAUGACACAAAAGUUAUUUUAUUUGAGUUUGCAUGGAUGAGAGCAAUGUGGGGUGAGUUUUUUCUUUUGCUCUGUUAGAAAUGUGCAUGUUUGUUACCAAAUGCCAACAAUAUAAAAAUUUUCAAGGUGAAUAAUAAUUAAAAGAAAAAACAAAAUAAAAGUUAUGAUUGAUUAUGAGAAUUAGGAUGGCAAAGGCUUAUAAUUUUCACAAGAAGCAAAUAUAUGCAAGAUUUUAGUAAGGGCUGUUUCAAAAUACAUCAAGAAAUAAGAAAAAAAAUUCUUCUGUAAGGGGAAAGGCUUCCAUCUUUGUACACAUUUAUUAGCUUCAAGUUCAAAGAAUGUUUGCACAGAACACCAACUCAGGCCAAACUUGAAAAACAAAAUGAAAAGAUUUGUUUGUUUGCCUUUGAUGAAAUACCGUGUUGUGAACAGCUUGUGUGAGACUAGUUUACUUCUGGAUACUUGCUUUAAUUGACAAGAGGAAAAGGCCAUUAUAGUUCCUGUAUUUGAGAGACAUGGCCUGAUCUGUAAUCUCCAUUUAAAAAUGGACGUGAUGGAUGGGGUGUAGAAAACUGUCCAGACAACAAGUAUGUGUACACUUAAGAGGAGGGCCUGUGUAUGGCUAGUACAAAUUGGGCAUUUUGAUGGUAUCUCAACAUUUUAUGUGGAGUGCAAUAUUUGGACCUCUGAGGGAUUCAAAGUUUUCUAAUGAGGAUGAACAUGCUAUGCUUUCUAUGUGCCUUGCUAAAUUGUAUUCCAAAAGGAAAAUUGAAAUUCGUGUCUCAGGGGAUUUCUGUAUGAUUGCAUAUCCAAUGCCUAUUUUAUAAAUAAAAGUAUCCAUAGAUUACUGCAAAUAUAUAAGAAUUGAGGAAAGAAUGAGAAUGUUGUCAUCAUUGCUAAGUUUGGGAUACAGUGCAAUUAGAUGGAAUGCCUUUAAUAUUGAAGAUGCCAUUUUUCUUACAUAAAAAUCAUUUAUUGUAUUGACUUGAUGACUUAGAAGCUAAGCUAGGUUUAGGCUAUUUAAUAUAACAUCAACUUGAUUUAACUAUUUCGGAACUAUUUCCAAAAGUACCUCAGAAUGUUUAUUUUAGUGAAAUGUCAAUCUGAUAAAAUCUGUUUUACAGUCAAAAUCAUAUUUUUUCGAUGACGAAACUUGUUUCUAUUGCAACACAGUUUGCAAAGAGUUAUACACCAAUUAUAUACAACAUCUUGAUUUUGUCAUUUGGCCUAAAGAAGAGUAUUUUCUAGAUGGGAAGGAAGGAAGGAAUGAAGGAAGAAAGAAAGAGAGAAAGAAAAGAAAUGAAGAAACCAGGCUUCCUAAUACCACAAUGUCCAGCCAUCAAGCUCAGAGGAAAAGGGAUAAACAGACAAAUAACACUAUGUUGUGAAAUAGUUUUAUAUAAAGCCUUGAGUGUGUUGGAGCAUCCUUCCCCUGGUUUGUUUUUUAAAGUCCUAUUAUUUUCUCUAGACCUCAAACUACAUGUUUUUAAGAACUAAGAUUUGGGAAAAAAGUUUGCUAAAAGAGAGAACUUUAUUAUUCUCUGCAAACCCAAGUUUCUUCUAAUGGUAGCUUUUAAAGGAACUGGUAAAAUGUAAUAAAAGCCAUACAACAUGUGUGGCUCAGGAUCUAUGAUCCUGAGCUUUAAACUCUGUCAGGCUUCCUCACUUCCAGAGUGCUCAUUCAGCCUCUCUGGUGAUCUCCCUGUAGUCAGAAAACAUGCUUUAUGAGGAUGGUCUAUGGGAACUGAUAGAGAUCAAGCUAAUCUAUUUAUAUAAGCAUGAGUGUAAAAUACAAAUAUAUAUAUAUAUAUAUACUUAUGUGUAUGUGUGUAUAUAUGUAUAUAUACAUUUAUAUGUCGAUUUUCUUGUAUGGAGAUGCUUGUGGUAUAUAUAGAUAUUCCUGUUUCUCCCCAGAAUUCAGAGGCCAAUUACUCUUAGGUGCACAGAUUGGUAAAAUUAGUUUGGCAGACUUUAUUUUCUAUCUGAAAACAAAUUGUGUGAUCAUGCAAAUAAUGACCCAAACAAAGGAUAAAAUUUGAGGAAAUAUGGGCCCAGAACUGUUUAUAGACAUGUAAUAUUUAAAAUUGCCCUGUGUACUUUUUAAAUGUGAACUGAAUGAAAGAUGUGUACAUUUUUGUACAUGAUUGUAUUUUGUACAAAAUUAAAGAAUAUUUUUACCUCUG